AUGGAACAGAUGUCCGUUGAAGCGUCGAUCUUUACAAUCAACCGAAUCGAGAUCAACAGGAGAUCCAUUGACUGCAAGUUUUUCAAUGUCUUCUCAUUUUCUGUACCCGAAUCAGCAAAGAGUGGGACGAUUGUCGGAGAGAUAAACGAUUUGGAUAAAUAUUUAAUGACCGAUGAUGAAAAAAAACGAAGAACCCCUUGCAAUCCCGUUAAUGCUUACAAAUGGAGGGAAGAAGCCGAAGUGGAAAGUGCUGAUGGGACUGACGAGAAUGGGAUGGAGGAU
Molecule: messenger RNA, 282 nt
Organism: Mesorhabditis belari
Lineage: Eukaryota; Metazoa; Nematoda; Chromadorea; Rhabditida; Rhabditidae
Source: the annotation of a GenBank genome assembly